This is a messenger RNA of Manis javanica (Malayan pangolin), 3229 nucleotides long. It is a transcript of the gene MYCL, whose product is annotated as MYCL proto-oncogene, bHLH transcription factor. Gene Ontology annotation, molecular function: DNA-binding transcription factor activity; protein dimerization activity. Gene Ontology annotation, biological process: regulation of DNA-templated transcription. The record is from RefSeq and is a predicted model, not a curated record. NCBI's taxonomy places the organism in Eukaryota, Metazoa, Chordata, Mammalia, Pholidota, Manidae.
AUAUAAGGCAGCCGGAAACAAUGCGCCUGCAAACUCGCGCUCCCGCGCCGAUUCCAGGAGCGUUAGGGCCGCCGUGCGCGAGCAAGAGGGAGAGCACGAGCGCGGGGCGCGCGCUCGGUGGCGCGCAUGUGCAAGUGUGCGGGCUGCCCGGCUGCCCCGAGCCCGCGGGGAGCCGGUCCGCUCCAGGUCUGGGAACAGCUGGAGCGAGGGAGCGGACAUGGACUUCGACUCGUACCAGCACUAUUUCUACGACUAUGACUGCGGGGAGGAUUUCUACCGCUCCACGGCGCCCAGCGAAGACAUUUGGAAAAAAUUCGAACUGGUGCCAUCGCCCCCCACAUCGCCACCCUGGGGCUCGGCUUCUGGCGUCGCGGACCCGGCUUCUGGAAUUGGUCCUCCGGAGCCGUGGCCCGGAGGGGGCGCCGGGGACGAGGCGGAAUCCCGGGGCCAUUCGAAAGCUUGGGGCAGGAACUACGCCUCCAUCAUUCGCCGUGACUGCAUGUGGAGCGGCUUCUCGGCCCGGGAACGGCUGGAGAGAGUGGUGAGCGACCGGCUCGCCGCUGGCGCGUCCCGGGGGAACCCAGCCAAGGCGCCCGCCGCCCCGGACUGCACUCCUAGCCUCGAAGCCAGCAACCCGGCGCCGGCUGCCCCCUGUCCGCUCGGCGAGCCCAAGACCCAGGCCUGCUCGGGGUCCGAGAGCCCAAGUGACUCGGAAGGGGAAGAAAUUGACGUUGUGACAGUGGAGAAGAGACAGUCCCUGGGUGUACGGAAGCCAGUCACCAUCACGGUGCGAGCAGACCCUUUGGACCCCUGCAUGAAACACUUCCACAUCUCCAUCCAUCAGCAACAGCACAACUAUGCUGCCCGUUUUCCUCCAGAAAGCUGUCCCCAAGGGGGGGCUCCAGAGAGAGGCCCUCAAGAAGUGGCUCUGGAGAGAGAGGCCCCUGAGGAAAAGGAAGAAGCAGCAAAUGAACAGAUUGUGAGCUCCCCACCAGUAGAAAGUAAGGCUCCCCACUCCUGCCACCCUAAACCUGUCAGUUCGGACACCGAGGAUGUGACCAAGAGGAAGAACCACAACUUCCUGGAACGCAAAAGGCGGAACGACCUCCGCUCGAGGUUCUUGGCCCUGAGGGACCAGGUACCCACUUUGGCCAGCUGCUCUAAGGCCCCCAAAGUAGUGAUCCUGAGCAAGGCUUUGGAAUACUUGCAAGCGCUGGUGGGGGCUGAGAAGAGGAUGGCUACAGAGAAGAGGCAGCUCCGAUGCCGGCAGCAGCAGCUGCAGAAAAGAAUUGCGUACCUCAGUGGCUACUAACUGACCAAAAAGCCUGACUGCUUUCUGUCUGACAAAGACUCAAGUUUAUUUUUUAACUUCCCCUCUUCCCCUUAGUAAUUUGCACAUUCUAGUUAGGUGGGACAGUCCGAACAGUAGACCCCCGGAAUGCAUUGCAGCCGGUGCACAUACAAUAAGGGCUUGCCUUCUCGGAAACCUUGAAACCCAGCUCUCCCUCUUCCCUGACUCAUGGGCGUGCUGUGUCUUCCCUGGCACCUUUGGCUCCCAAGCAGGCAGCUGACUGAGGAGACUUGGGGUCUGCCUAGAUUACUAGCUCCGAAGAAAAGCCUGACAGAUGCUAUGCAACAGGUGGUGGACGUUGUUUGAGGCCAGGGGCUCCAGCUUGCUUGAAAUCUCACACUCCAGAUGAGCUUUAGGCUGGGAAAAGAUGCUCUCACUGGUGUCUCUGGGGUGAUGCAAGGACAGCUGGGCUUGGAAGCUCUCCCUGAGGCUCCUUUUUCCAGGAGACAUACGAGCUGUCUUGGGUGAAGACAAGCUCACAGACUUGGUCAACAUGGACCAUUACCUCACUAUCAGACACUUUACAGUAGCUGAGGAAUUGGAAACCUUUAAUAUAUAUAUAUUAUGAUGUCAAAUGAUAACCUUCCUCCCAUUCUCAAUGCUGCAACCUUAAGAACAUUUAAAGAGCUUGGUCUCUAAAUCUUUUUUCUUAAAGCCCUCUGGUCCCUGUCCUCUGAGGGAGCCUAUUUUGUCCUUACAAGGGACUUUGUUUCCUUCUGCCUUUGUUAUGCAAUGGGCUGUAUAAUAUCCCUUUCCCAUAGGUCAGAAGUAAUUCCCUAAGACCCAAGGAAAUGGAUUCUGGGAAGGCUUGGAGUCCACGCCAGAACAUGUUACCUGACCAGGUGUUUUCCAUCUUGGAAUCUCUUCUCAAGACAUGUUAGGCACCUCAGGAGGGAGAAUUGUACCACUUCCUCUUUGCCAUCUCCCUUUCAUCUCAAUUCCUGACUGAUAAGUUUGAGGUUCUACUAGCACCAUGUAAACCUAUCCUACAACUCCAAGGAGCUUGCUGGCUCUACAGCCACCAGGUAGCCUCCUGACAUGAGUCGGAUCCCUUUCCCAGAACCUGGGCCUUACUGAAGUUUUUACUGGGAGAGUUGCUGGGACUCAUGCAGCACUCCAGAAGGUGGACUAGCUUCCUGGUGGGUUUUAAAGGGUCUUCCAGGAGCUCUGCUUAGCAGACCAUGAUGAAUUUUGCCCCAGCUGGACUCGGAACCUCCAAGUGAAUUCCAGGUGCAGCUUGUGGUCUGGGAAAGGCAUCCAAUCCAACAGGUGUCAUGUGACCCAAACCUCAGGAGCCCCUAGCCUGGCCUAGACGGGCCCCUCCAGAACUCUGCUCUGGGCAACAGGUGCCUGCUGGCUGUGGGUUUCAGAGUGGGGGAGGGGAGGAUGGUAGCGCACUCUGUGUAGCUCUGGAAAGCCAGCUGCUACUUCCAAACCUAUUAUGCAUGAUGGUCUGUUUCUGAGGUUGCUUCCUGGCCUCAGAAAACCUCAGUGGAAGUUUGAAAAAGCCUCUCUACCUUCUGGAGCAUGGGUUUGGGGAGCCAGCCGACUUCUGGAACUGUCAUUGGAGAACAGGUGGGAUGUAGGUUAAGCUAUAUCACCUGAAUCGCUUGUGUUUUAUAAGCUGCUGUUGGGUCUUAUGUUGGAAGCAGUCUUUUUUUUUUUUUUCCUUUUUUUAUACUGUAUUUUUGUAUGCCUUUUGCAAAGUGGUGGUGUUUUUGUACAAGAAAAAACUCUCGGGCAAUUCUCCUCUUGCAAGAAUCCGAUUUAUUUUGAAAGGCAAGUUUACCUGAAAUUUUGUAUUUAGUUGUGACUAAAGAUUGCCUGAUUUUAAAAUGUUGCCUUCUGGGACAUCUAAUAAAAGAUUUCACAAACAUG